This is a messenger RNA of Calypte anna (Anna's hummingbird), 3579 nucleotides long. It is a transcript of the gene SNX9, whose product is annotated as sorting nexin 9. The record is from RefSeq and is a predicted model, not a curated record. Gene Ontology annotation, cellular component: plasma membrane; cytoplasmic vesicle. Lineage: Eukaryota; Metazoa; Chordata; Aves; Apodiformes; Trochilidae. Gene Ontology annotation, molecular function: phosphatidylinositol binding; protein binding. The transcript has 18 exons. The coding region runs from base 117 to 1907 and encodes 596 amino acids. Gene Ontology annotation, biological process: mitotic cell cycle; endosomal transport; plasma membrane tubulation.
GGCUGAGGAGGAGCCGCCUGCGCGGCCCAGCGGCGGCGGCGGGCGGGCCGGACACACCGACCGAGCAGCCGCGGCGGAGAGGGGAGAACGGCGGCCCAGCCCGCACCGGCAGCGCUAUGGCCACCAAGGCCCGUGUUAUGUAUGAUUUUGCUGCUGAGCCUGGAAACAAUGAGCUGACAGUCAGUGAAGGAGAGAUCAUCAUAAUUACAAAUCCGGAUGUUGGUGGAGGCUGGCUAGAAGGCAAAAACAGCCAAGGUGAGAGAGGACUUGUUCCAACAGAUUAUGUUGAGAUUAUAACUGAAGAUGGAAUUAGCUGCGGUAACUCAUUAGCUGACCAAGCCUUCUUUGAUUCCCUUUCUUCAAACACAGCUCAGACCAACAUUGCUGCAAAAAGCAGUGAUCAGGCAAACAGUGCCAGUGAUCCUUGGUCCAGCUGGAAUGUUGGGAAGUCUGGGAACUGGGAUAAUGGAAAUGCUGUUGACAGCUGGGCAACAAAACAUGAAAGUGCAGCUGGCCAGAGAAACAGUGCUUCAAAUAACUGGGAAACAGGAGCAGCAUUUGGUCAUCCACAGGCCUAUCAAGGACCAGCUGCUGAUGACGAUGAUUGGGAUGAUGACUGGGAUGACCCAAAAUCAGCAUCACCAUCUUAUCUUGGUUACAAGGAGACUGAGCCAUCAGAGGCUGGGGGGGUCCAGCGUGGAAAUUCUCGUGCAGCUGCUAUGAAGUUACCACUUAACAAAUUUCCUGGAUUUGCAAAACCUGGGAUGGAACAGUAUCUGUUGGCAAAGCAGCUAGCAAAACCCAAAGAGAAAAUACCCAUAAUUAUUGGUGAUUAUGGCCCAAUGUGGGUUUAUCCUACCUCUACAUUUGACUGUGUGGUGGCAGAUCCCAAAAAAGGUUCUAAAAUGUAUGGUCUCAAGAGCUACAUUGAAUAUCAGCUUACCUGCAAUAACACUAAUCGGUCUGUCAACCACAGAUAUAAGCACUUUGACUGGUUGUAUGAGCGCCUCCUGGUUAAAUUUGGAUUAGCCAUUCCCAUCCCAUCUCUUCCAGACAAGCAAGUAACAGGGCGCUUUGAAGAAGAAUUUAUCAAAAUGCGUAUGGAGAGACUGCAAGCUUGGAUGACAAGAAUGUGUCGCCAUCCUGUUGUGUCAGAAAGUGAAGUUUUCCAGCAAUUUCUCAAUUUCCGAGAUGAGAAGGAGUGGAAAACAGGAAAGCGGAAGGCAGAAAAAGAUGAAACUGUAGGAGUCCUGAUCUUUUCUACAAUGGAACCAGAAGCUCCAGACUUGGACAUGGUAGAAAUAGAACAGAAAUGUGAUGCUGUGGGUAGGUUCACCAAAGCAAUGGAUGAUGGAGUUAGAGAGCUGCUGACAGUGGGACAAGAGCACUGGAAGAGGUGUACAGGGCCAUUACCAAAGGAAUACCAGAAGAUAGGAAAAGCAUUGCAGAGCCUGGCACUGGUCUUUAGCACGAGUGGAUACCAAGGAGAAUCUGAUCUCAAUGGAGCAAUAACAGAAGCAGGAAAAACCUAUGAAGAAAUUGCCAGUCUUGUAGCAGAUCAGCCCAAGAAAGAUCUUCACUUUUUGAUGGAAACAAAUCAUGAAUAUAAAGGAUUUCUUGGUUGCUUCCCUGAUAUCAUUGGAGCUCAUAAGGGAGCAAUAGAAAGAGUGAAGGAAAGUGAUAAAUUAGUUGCAACCAGUAAAAUAACACCACAAGACAAACAAAAUAUGGUGAAACGUGUGAGCACCAUGGCUUAUGCACUACAAGCUGAGAUGAAUCACUUUCACAGUAACCGGAUUUAUGACUACAACAGCGUCAUUCGUCUGUAUUUGGAGCAGCAGGCACAGUUCUAUGAAACGAUUGCACAGAAGCUGAGGCAGGCACUCAGCCGCUUUCCUGUGAUGUGAAGAAUAAGAAGUAGUCAGCAACAAAGAACAACUCCGAAGUGCUUUUUUUAAUUUGAGGGCAAUGCCAGUGAAAACUUGUUAGCCUUUGUCAGCCAAAAAGCAAAACAAAACAACAAAAAAACCAAAUCAAAUCCAAGCCACCAAAAAAGAAGCCCCAACAACAAAAAUCAGUUGUAGAAAAAAAAAUUAUUUAAAAUGCUACUUUAUCAGCCUAAAUCAUAUGGUAGGGUUCUCUUAUCUUGAAUGCUCUCCCAUUUGUAUCAUUUAAAUAAAAACAGGUAGGUAAUCCCGUGAGUUUAGAGAUCUAAAUUAUCAAACUAAUAUGUUGCCGCGGACUUUAUACAGACUUGUGCCUAUCACAUGGUCUUCCAAAAAAUCUUAACAUCAGAGCUACAAAUGUGUAUCUUUUCUUAAGUGGGAAAGCAGGUAAGCUUGAAAAAAUUAAUAUAUAAUUAUAUUGAAUUAAGGUCUAGUGAUUCAGUAGCCGGGAGGAAUUAUAUUUGUGUAUGUUUCUCAUACAUAUUCAUGAUAAUUUCCUGAAUGAACACUUUGUUCUAAGUUUUGCUUCCCAUAUGAAGCCAUGGCAUACUGCUCACGUUAUGACUUUUGGUAAGGAUCAUUCACUCUUCCCUUUCUAUUUUUCCUUCUGACUAAAUAUUGUACUUGUGGCACACCACCUCAGAGCUUAUGUCAGGCUCAUUCUUUCUUGCUAUGCACUGUGUAUAGAGACAAAGUUCAAAGAAGGAAAAAGCCAUUCAGAAAGGUGUGAGAAAGUUUUUCGUAUCAGCACUUUGACACCACCCCAAUGUUAUGGCAUAAGGUUCCUCAGUGCUGUACAAGGACAACUUCUUUUACCUCCCUGACCCUUCUAGGUGUUUCAGCAGAGGGGACACUGCAACAUCUAACCCAAACUAGUAGACAUCCCCAAAUUCCAACUAAGCUCAGGUCUCCGUGUGGUAGUACAGUUGUGCUGUUGGCUUGGCUUUACUAUUUUGUUUCCUUCUAAUGCAAAAAGGUGACAAAAGUACUGAAUAACAUCAUUAGAGAUCACAUAAACUUUAUGCUUUGAUCAUUAUCUCUUACCAGGUGGCCCAGUGUCCUUUUUCAUACUACUGAAAUAUCAUCUGUGGGCUGGGCUGUUCAAAACAAAAAGCCAGAAACGAUCCUGUUCAUAAGCGACACCAACUACAGUAAUUCAUUUAAUGUCAUAAGCAGGAAAGCAGAAAUGCAGUUUUUGCUAAAAUAUGCCUAACCUCCAAACAUUUUAGCAAAAAAAUCAGAUUUUUUUUGAAGGCAGACAUUCUUAGUGACAGAUACAGUCUGCUGGUUGAAUAGUUGCCUUACUCUGUUUUGCAUUGAUGUUAUCUUUGUGUGCAAGAAGGAAAAUCUGGGUCUGCCUAAAUAACCUGAAACCAAACAAGAAUAAGCCUAAGCCUAGAUGCUUUUCAGUCUCAUGGGUUUUGUUCGUUUUAUAAACCUGGUCUUUCUCUUUUCCCAGUUUUAGUAGUUCGCUUCCAAAAUUCCAUAGCAUUGUGUUGUUUGAUACAGCCAUUUAAAUAUGUACAAAUUGUAAAGAAUGUGUAUAAAUGUUUUACACCAAAUGUAAGAUCUGCUUGCAUGUAGAAGCAGCUUAUAUAAUAAAUUGUUACAAUAUGUACAGUAAAUCCUGAAA